Messenger RNA from Cornus florida, 4376 nucleotides. RefSeq lists its product as uncharacterized. NCBI's taxonomy places the organism in Eukaryota, Viridiplantae, Streptophyta, Magnoliopsida, Cornales, Cornaceae. The record is from RefSeq and is a predicted model, not a curated record. The transcript has 4 exons. The coding region runs from base 424 to 1065 and encodes 213 amino acids.
AGUUUUACACAUUACACAGUUUUGUCCGUACUUUUAAGUAGCCCGUUCAGUUCUCCGUGUUUUCAAUUUUGCAUCUCAGUGUUCCCAAAACUCUGAAAACAACAAAUUGUUGUUCUCUGAAAACCUCAACUUUGUUAUCUCAGGUUUUCAUAAAACAGAUCCAAGCAGACCUUUUUUGCAGUUUUCAAAAUUUUGAUACUAUAAAAAUAGAAAACAGUUUUCAUAAAUCCAUUCCAAGCAGGGCCUUAGUCCCUCGGCCCUUACACACUUUGGGCAGAAAACCGAACCCGUUCUAGGCCCAAAUUUAACAUCCACCGACAAAGGUUGUAUAAUUUACGCGAUAUAUUAGGGGAUUGAAUGGAGCAAGGAAUAAAUACGCAGCGAGCGAGGGGGCAAAUCUAAUCUAAGACGCAACGCACAGAGAUGGAGAUGGAGAUGGAGACGGAGAGGAGGGAGAGGGAGAGGGAGAGGCAGAGGUUAGCGAAUAUGGGUACGCAACGCACAGAGAAGGAGAUGGAGAGGGAGAGGGAGAGGGAGAGGGAGAGGUUAGCAAAUAUGGGGACGCAACGCACAGAGAUGGAGAUGGAGAUCGAGAGGAGGGAGAGGGAGAUGGAGAGGAGGGAGAGGGAGGUUUUGUUAGCGACUAUUGGGACGAAACGCAGACAGAAGAUUACCCAUCGACCUAAUGAAAGGAUUGGUCCCAAUCAGUGCCUAAUGAUAACCGAACUUCCGAUGAGUCUCAUGUGCGACUCUUGUGGCAACCGCAUGCCCAAAUGCUCAAAGAUUGCCGUCAUACAAGAUGCCUCAAUCAUAGGACAGGAACGAGUAGGUUGUUCAUCUUGGACCAAGAUGCACUAUGAUUGCACCAAUCCAAAUUGCAUAGCUGAGAUCACGGUAAAGCGUAAGGGCUACGAAAUCGUUGUUGUGUCUGGUGCAACUUCCUAUUUCCGGCCAGAGGAUGAGAAAUUGGAAUAUUUUCCGAAGACGAUAUCCUAUCGCAGCUCUCGAGGGAAUCCUGCUUUUCGUAGCAGCCAGUGUAACGACCCACUCCACCACAUAAUAUGAUAUUGUCCGCUUUGGGCCUGAGCCCGCACGGUUUUGUUCUUGGGCUUCACCCCAAAAGGCCUCAUACCAAUUGGAGGUGACACAUUUAUAUAUAAGCACUUCACCUUUCCUCUACCCAGGCGAUGUGGGAUUGUGCACCUGUAGCUCGCCAGUGUAGUAGCCUGACAGUGUCUCUCGCACCCGCCCACGGCACACCCGCCCACAAGGUCAUCACAAUCCACCCCGCUUGGAGGCCCGACGUCCCCGUCACCACAUUUUCGGCUGGGUCAGGCUCUGAUACCAUUUGUAAUGACCCACUCCACCACAUGAUAUGAUAUUGUCCGCUUUUGGCCUGAGCCCGCACGAUUUUGCUCUUGCGCUUCACCCCAAAAGGCCUCAUACCAAUUGGAGAUGACACACUUACAUAUAAGCACUUCACCUUUCCUCUACCCAGGCGAUGUGGGACUGUGCACCCGUAACUCGCUAGUGUGGUAGCCUGACAAUGUCUCUCGCACCCGCCCACGGCACACCUGCCCACAAGGUCAUCACAAUCCACCCCCCUUGGAGGCCCGACAGCACACUUCCGGCUGGGUCAGGCUCUGAUACCAUUUGUAACGACCCACUCUACCACAUGGUAUGAUAUUGUCCGCUUUGGGCCUGAGCCCGCACGGUUUUGCUCUUGGGUUUUACCCCAAAAGGCCUCAUACCAAUUAGAGAUGACACACUUACAUAUUAGCACUUCACCUUUCCUCUACUCAGGCGAUGUGGGAGUGUGCACCCAUAGCUCGCCAGUGUGGUAGCCUGACAGUGUCCUCGCACCCGCCCACGGCACACCCGCCCACAAGGUCAUCACAAUCCACCCCCCUUGGAGGCCCGACGUCCCCAUCGGCACACUUCCGGCUGGGUCAGGCUUUGAUACCAUUUGUAACGACCCACUCCACCACAUGGUAUGAUAUUAUCCGCUUUGGGCCUGAGUCCGCACGGUUUUAUUCUUGGGCUUCACCCCAAAAGGCUUCAUACGAAUUGGAGGUGACACACUUAUAUAUAAGCACUUCACCUUUCCUCUACCCAGGUGAUGUAGGAUUGUGCACCUGUAGCUCGCCAGUGUGGUAGCCUGACAGUGUGUCUCGCACCCGCGCACGGCACACCCGUCCACAAGGUCAUCACAAUGCUCAUGUGGCUUAAGCUGCCUAGAGGCAUACGCUACCACCUUAUCAUCUUGCAUUAAUACACAGCCAAGACCCUGAUGUGAUGCAUCUGUGUAGAUCAAAAAUCUCUCACCACUAGCAGGAAUGGUAAGAACUGGUGCUGAUGUCAAUCUCGUCUUCAGCUCCUCAAACGCCUGCUCACAGCGGUGGUCCCAAACAAACUUCACAUCCUUCCGAGUCAACCGGGUUAAAGGUGCAGCAAUCUUGGAGAAACCCUCAAUAAAGCGCCUGUAGUAUCCUGCCAGUCCUAAGAAGCUACGAAUCUCAGUGACAGUAGUAGGCCGUUUCCAACUCAUUACAGCCUCCACCUUGGCAGAAUCUACUGAAACUCCAUCCUUAGAGAUCACAUGCCCCAAAAACUGAAUCUGCUCCUGCCAAAAGUCACACUUCUUAAACUUAGCAUAGAGCUGAUGCUCACGCAAAGUCUGAAGUGUAAUGCUUAAGUGUCUCUCAUGCUCCUCUUUAGUCUUGGAAUAUAUCAAGAUGUCAUCAACAAAUACUACAACAAACUGAUCCAAGUAAGGUCGAAACACUUGGUUUAUCAAAUCCAUAAAAGCUGCCGGAGCGUUAGUCAACCCAAAAGGCAUGACUAAAAACUCAUAGUGGCCAUAACGAGUCCUGAAGGCAGUCUAAGGAAUAUCCUCCUCCUUAAUCCUUAGUUGAUGGUAUCCAGUCCUUAAGUCAAUCUUAGAAAACAACUGCGCCCCUCUAAGUUGAUCAAACAAAUCAUUAAUGUGUGGCAAUGGGUACUUAUUCUUAAUAGUGACCUUAUUCAGCGCACGGUAGUCAACACAUAAGCGGAGUGACCCAUCUUUCUUCUUGACAAAUAAAACAGAUGCUCCCCAAGGUGAUGUGCUAGGUCGAAUAAACCCCUGAUCUUGCAACUCUUGAGUCUGCUUCUUCAACUCACUCAAUUCAACUGGCGCCAUUCUGUAGGGUGCCCUAGAGAUAGGUGAAAUACCAGGAGUGAGGUCGAUGCAGAAAUCCACUGCCCUCCUAGGAGGCAAACCCGGAAUAUCCCGAAACACAUCUACAUACUCUGACACUGUAGGCAACUGCUCUAUAGUCACGCAUUGCUCAACCACCUCGAUGUGGGCCAGAAAUCCCAUAGUCAUGGUGCCCUCAAACUCCCCACACUUAUAUCGAGAAGGUAACUGUCCCGGAACUGAGAAUAAAAUAAUCCUCUCAUGGCAGUCCAACUGAGCAUGAUAUCUAGCCAACCAAUCCAUACCCAGUAUAGCAUCAAAUUCUCUCAUACGUAAUACUAUUAAAUCAAUAGGAUACUCCAACUCCCCAAUUAUAACAGGGCAAGCACGGCAUAUUCUAUCAAGUGUCGUCGCACUCCCGAGUGGAGUUGUAAUAGAUAAGGCAUUACUUAUAUGUCCAGGUUCUAAUCCCAGUGUAUCCACAAAUGAUAGUGCAAUAAAAUAAUAUGAAGAACCUGAAUCAAAUAGUACUCUAACUAUACUGCCAUAAAUAGUAAGUGUACCUUCCACUGCUGGUGGUGCACGAUCCUGUCUCCCAUCUGGAACAACUGCAUAAACCCUUGCACCUCCCUGUUGCUGUGGUGCCUGACCUUUCUGCUGGUUAUUCUUGUGAGGCUUAGGACAAUUACGAGCCAAAUGUCUUUGCUCACGACAAUUGUAGCAAUGCCCGCUGAACUGAUAUGGCUGUGCAUCAUGAGGUGUGGCUGGUACUAAAGUUGUGGAUUGCUCACCUUCACCAACUCUCUGCCGUUUCCCUGCUCGCCAAUCUUGUCUACCUCUCUGCCAAGACUGACCCUGCCAGUUUCUCUGAGUCUGCGAGGACAUUAUUUUUUUAAAAAAUAUAUAUAUAAUAUUAGCACGAUACAGCGUGAUAGGACGUAGAUCCAGAGAGAGUGAUCUGACGUCGUGUCUUUCUGCAGUAGCUGAGGGAAGGAACGAUAAGUGGGAAUUCGCGUAGGAAGGAAGAGUUAAUUACCCAGGCAAGUUAAUCUUGCAUUGUAGUUCUAUAUAUAUUCGUAACUUCUUAAAAAAGAUGUAUAUUUUAACAUAUUUUAAUAUCUUGUUGCAAGUCACUGUGAUGAUGAUUAAGAAUACAUUAUAAAUUGGUUGCAUAAAUAUUGUAUUUAAUCAAGUAACC